GUGUAACAUCGUUGAUGCAGCCGGCGGGAGAAUGUUACGAUCGUUUGUAAGCAGAUUUUUAAUUACCGUCGUCGUCGUCGCCACCGCCGUUAAUGCGUUGGCUGAUAGUGAUGAUGACCUUGUAAUCGUUCAAACUGGAAAUGGUCCCUUGAGGGGAGUGAAUCGUGGUUCGUAUUAUGCAUUCGAAGGAAUACCAUACGCCAAGGCUCCGGUGGGUGAUCUAAGACUAGCUGCAUCGGAACUGAACGAUGAACGAUGGGACGAGCCAAGGGAUGCCACUGAACAGCGAUCGGAAUGCCUCCAGUGGAGUCAUUUUGAGGAAGGUGAAGAUAGGACAACGGGAGAAGAGGACUGUUUGUUCUUGAACAUUUACACGACUUCGUUAAACAGUACGGAACCGUUGCCGACCAUAUUCUUUAUCCAUGGUGGAGCAUUCAUGUUCGGCGGGAAGAGUUUCUAUCAACCGGAUAAUAUGAUGAAGAUUCCGUUGGUGUUGGUCACGAUUAAUUAUCGUUUGGGGCCGCUGGGAUUCCUGAGCACGGAGGACGAUGUUAUUCCAGGAAAUUUCGGUCUCAAAGAUCAAGUCACGGCGCUCAAGUGGGUUCGCCUAAAUGUCGAGCAUUUCGGUGGACAUCCCGAGAGCAUUACGCUCUCGGGCUACUCGGCCGGAUCAGCCAGUGUUCAGCUGCAUUACCUCUCACCUAUGUCCAGGGGUCUGUUUAAGAACGGUAUCGGUCAUAGCGGCUCCGCUUUGAAUCCUUGGGUUUUGGUAGAAAACUCCGCAGAGAAGGCCAGAAAGAUUGCAGCUACCAUCGAUUGUCCAACGAAGCCCAGCAAGGAUAUGUUGAUUUGCUUGAGACAGAAACCGGCUCGAGAUGUCGUGCAAGCUGUGGCUCCCUUCUUCGACUUCCUGUACAACCCAUUCUCACCGCUUGGAGUUGUGAUUGAGAAGCAAUCUAAAAAUAACCCGAAGCCAUUUCUGGCAGACCAUCCGUACAAACUGAUGCAAACGGGUAAAUUCUACCGAGUUCCCUUGCUACUUUCGGUUAACGAAGCAGAAGGUCUCUACCCAGGAGCAGAAUUCAUCAGCAAACAAGAAUAUUUAAACGACAUUAACAAAAAUUGGAACAAGCUGCUACCAAGCAUUUUAGAUUACCAUACUUCAAUGCGAAACGAUGAAGUUCGACGGGAUGAGAUAAGCCAGACGAUUAGGAAGCGAUAUCUGGGUAGAAAAAUGCUCAGUGAUAACAGUUUCCGCGAUUUCAUAAGAAUUAUUUCCAACCGGCUCUACUUUGCUGGCGUCGUGCGUUCCACUCAGUUGAUGCAAGUGCACACACCCAUUUACUUGUACUACGAUGUGUACAAAACCAAGUACGCCAUCGGUGAAUAUCUAUCCAAUUCAACGAAGAACUACGGCGUUGCGCACGGCGAAGAUGUUCUGCUACUGUUCAAUACCGAAUGGCGUGAGCAAGUUCCGUACACCAAAGAGGAGCUGUUGGUUGCCAGUCGGUUCGUAAAAAUGUAUGAACAAUUCGCUCGGGACAGUGUGGCAACGUUCGGCAGCUAUGACAUACCGCGCAUGGACAAGAAGGAUAUGGUACGCUUUCUGGAGGUGAACUACCCCAAGUGCGAACCGAAGCUGUCCCGACAACUGAGCGAUGAGAACUUCUGGAAUCAAAUAGAUUUUAACGAUGGAAUGCCGGUUGCUGCUCCACCGGUGAAAACUGAAUUAUAAGCUUUAAUUUGUGUUAGGAAAGCUAAGAAAACCGGCUCCAAGCUAAUGCAUUUUCCUAUUCCUAUUUUGUCUUUUUCCGUACACUCAAACAAAAUCACACGUUAGUAUCAUGCGUUCAACACUUUGAUUUGCGCUACUUGCAUAACAUAUAAAUUUCAUGAGUGAGGCUUAUGAUAAAAGCUAUU
Molecule: messenger RNA, 1920 nt
Organism: Ochlerotatus camptorhynchus
Lineage: Eukaryota; Metazoa; Arthropoda; Insecta; Diptera; Culicidae
Product: venom carboxylesterase-6-like
Exons: 2
Coding region: 32-1735 (567 amino acids)
Molecular function (GO): serine hydrolase activity
Source: RefSeq, a predicted model, not a curated record